Durusdinium trenchii is the source of this 1068-nucleotide messenger RNA. Lineage: Eukaryota; Dinophyceae; Suessiales; Symbiodiniaceae. The record is from the annotation of a GenBank genome assembly.
AUGCAUAGCACUUUUCCAGUGUUCAUUCGGGUCAUCCUUUGCGGGCGUGCCAGCCUACCUCAUGUGGCAUUGAGUGAUUGCCGCAUGAAGGAUGGCAAGGACGUGAAUGUGCUGAAGGUCUUAAAGAAAGAUGCCAAGCUUCGACAGACGCAUGGCAUUGCUGAUGCAGAUGAUGGUGUGCUGUCCCAGAAGCACGGCGGUGCCGCAGGCGGUGCCACGCGGGAGUCCGGGAAGGCUGCGGGAAAGCCGGUGCCACCGGCGCAUCAGUUCUUCGUGAGCCAAAACUGGAAGACCUUGAUCCAACGACGUCCGGACGUCGCCCCCAAGGCAAAGAAGGAGGCCCUUGGGCAGAAGGUCCUUGGCAUCGGAGAGAAUGUGGUGGCCAUGGAUUGUGAGAUGGUGGGUGUUGGCCCCAACGGCACCAGAUCCGUGCUGGCUCGGGUGUCGAUCGUGGAUUCCGAAGGGAAGGUGCUCCUCGACAAGUAUGUGAGACCCAAGGAGCGGGUCACGGACUUCCGGACGCCGAUCACCGGCAUCACGGGGAGCAGCUUGUUCCGGGAGGGCGUCAUCUCCGAGGACGAGGCACGGGAGUUGGCCGCAAAGGCCAUGGACGGUAAGAUUGUGGUGGGUCACUCCUUGCAGAACGACUUCCAGGCCCUUCUGCUCUCACACCCCCAUGUGCUCAUCCGCGACACUUCGGUGUACCGGCCUUUGCGGCCACCGGGGCAGAAGAAGACCCCGUCCCUGCGGAAGCUGGCGGAAUAUUGGCUUCAAGAGAAGAUUCAGGAGGGAACACAUGAUUCAAUUCAAGAUGCCAAGACUGCUUUGCGCCUCUACAUGCUGAAGAGCAAGGCGUGGGAGAAGCAGAUGCGGAGUGCGAUGCAGCACCAUACCAGCAUCGAUGACGAAGAAGAUGAUGGUGAGAAGGUCGACCGUACUUCCCUGUCCGGUGCCAAGAAGAAGGUGAAGAAAGGGCCUAAAGCCAAGAAAAAGAAAGUUGAUUUCCCCACUGGUGAGGUUGCAAAGGCAACCAAGAAGAAAAAGAGGAAGAGAGCAGUUCCGAGGUAA